GGGAGAGGAAUCGAAAUAUCGACGAAACUCGUGUGUCGUGGGGAGCAAGCGAGAAAGAGAGAGAGAAAGAAGAGAAGGAACGUGUCGCCAAAACUUGAUCAAGGCAGAGCGAGAAAAACGUUACCAGUGGGAAUUAGUGGUCAGUGAAGUGAAAAUAUUCAUCAGGAAAGGGUUAUAGUUCGCCGCAUGCCGGUCUUGCCGUCGGUUUCGUCGGCUGUCACUCCAACUUCCCCAGUUCAUUUCCAAGAGGGGCUUAACAAUGGCGAUGGGUAAAAGUUUUCGCGUAUACGAGAAAAUAAAGCAGAAACAAGCAAGCCCACAUUCCCUUCUACUGGAACAUCGAAAUCACAAGGAAACUGUCCUCUUCGAGUCUCAGGCCGUCGCCGUUCUCUCUGCAUACGAGACUGAAACUCUGAAGCCAAAUUACACAAAACUAUUGGAUGCUUAUGGCUGUUUGGGUGUUCUUCAAUUAAACGCGGGGGACAAUACAUUACUUUACCUUGUCCUUGUCACAGGAUGUUUCUCCGUCGGAAAAAUAGGAGAAUCAGAAGUAUUUAGAAUCACCCAAACCAAUUUUGUGCCCCUGUUUUACGUGCAAUCAAACGAAGACAGGGUUUCUGAAGUUAGAAAAGUGUUAAAUUCUGGUACAUUUUAUUUCUCUUGGUCCUUGGGACAACAGGAUGUCUUUGAUAUCGCCCUCAGUGCUCAAAGACGAUACAAGUCAUCGAUUACCGACAACAGAUUCUUCUGGAACCGAAUGUUGCAUAUCCACUUGUUGAGAUUUGGAGUGAACACAAGUCAGUGGUUGUUAAAAGCCAUGUGUGGAAGCGUGGAAAUCAGAACCGUAUACGUCGGUCACAGACAAGCUCGUGCUGUCGUCAUAUCGAGAUUAAGCUGUGAAAGAGCUGGCACCAGAUUCAACGUCCGAGGAACCAACGACGAAGGUCACGUGGCCAAUUUUGUAGAAACUGAGCAGGCAAUAUACCUGGACAACGAAGUAGCCUCCUACGUUCAAACUAGAGGUUCAGUUCCUCUAUUCUGGGAGCAACCAGGAAUCCAAGUUGGCUCCCACAAAGUAAAAAUUUCCCGAGGAUUUGAAGCUUCUGCACCAGCAUUCGAUCGACAUCUCACAAUGAUCAAGAGCAGAUACGGUCAACAAGCAAUCGUGAACCUCCUCGGUUCGAGCCUCAUCGGAAGCAAAGAGGGCGAAGCGAUGCUUAGUCAGUUGUUCCAAAGUCACCACGGUAUGUCGCAACACAAGGACGUUCCUCACAUCCUCUUCGAUUACCACCAGGAAUGCAGAGGCGGCAACACGAAAAACCUCUCGAAACUCAAAGCCAAGAUAGAAAAGUACCUCGACUCUUUUUCUCUCUUCUACGCGGUUGGGAAUAGUCGAAUUUCUGAACAAAAGGGCACGCUUCGUACCAAUUGUCUUGACUGCCUCGAUAGAACCAACUGUGUCCAGACAUUCAUUGCUUUAGAGAUUCUCUCGAAACAACUCAGUUUACUAAAGCUUUUCGAGAAGCAGCAAAUGGUCUCGCGAUUUGAGGAAGUCUUCCGACAAAUGUGGAUUAAUAAUGGAAACGAAGUGAGUAAAAUUUACGCUGGAACGGGAGCUAUUCAAGGAAGCUCGAAAUUAAUGGAUGGAGCUCGAUCUGCCGCGAGAACGAUUCAGAAUAAUCUGCUUGAUUCGAGUAAACAAGAGGCGAUUGAUAUUCUUUUGUUAGGAUCGACACUUAGCACCGAACUGUCUGACAGAGCGAGGCUUCUUCUGCCCUCUAAUAUGCUUCAUGCGCCGCCGAGUGUAUUGAGGGAAAUGUGUAAGAGGUAUAAUGAGUACGUGGACACGAUGAGGCUCAGGGUCUGCGUUGGGACUUACAACGUGAAUGGAGGGAAGCAUUUUCGAAGCGUCGUUUAUAAGGAUUUGUCCCUCACUGAUUGGCUUCUAGAUGCUCCUCUGAAUUCUUCGUUUCUCGUGGACACAGAAUACGACAACGUUCCAGCGGAUAUAUACGUUAUAGGUUUCGAGGAAAUUGUAGAUCUGAACGCAAGUAAUAUUAUGGCGGCUAGUACAGAAAAUGCGAAAGCCUGGGCCGAGGAGUUGCAAAAGGUCUUAUCGCGAGACACCGAAUACGUUCUGAUAACUUAUCAACAGCUGGUGGGAGUCUGCCUUUAUCUUUUUAUAAGACCAAAGCACGCUCCAUUUUUGAGGGACGUAGCAGUUGAUAGUGUAAAAACAGGCUUGGGUGGAGCAACUGGAAAUAAAGGUGCUGCAGCCAUAAGAUGCGUUCUGUAUUCUACCUCCUUCUGCUUUGUGUGCGCUCACUUUGCUGCUGGUCAGUCUCAGGUCAGCGAACGAAACGCAGAUUAUGCAGAAAUCACUAGGAAAAUUGCCUUCCCGAUGGGAAGGACCCUCAAUACUCACGAUUACGUUUUCUGGUGUGGGGAUUUUAACUAUCGAGUGGAUAUGGACAAAGAUGAAAUGAAGGAGAUGAUCAAGAGGAACGAGUUUGAUCAGAUUCUUAAAAAUGAUCAACUCAGGGUACAACAAGAUGUGGGAAACGUCUUCAAGAACUUCUUGGAAGGUCCAAUUACCUUCGCACCUACCUACAAGUACGAUUUAUUCUCUGACGAUUACGACACCAGUGAAAAGUGUCGUCAACCUGCCUGGACCGAUAGAGUAUUAUGGAAACGACGUAAACAAGUACCUGAUUUAGAUUAUCCAUUGAAUUGGAACCCAGGUCAGUUAAUAUUCUACGGAAGAGCAGAAUUAAAACAGAGCGACCACCGACCAGUCAUUUCGAUAGUUGACAUAGAUGUCCACUGCGUGGAUCCUGAGAAACGUGAGUACGUUUUCAGACAAGUGAUCCAGGACUUAGGACCGCCGGACGGGACAAUUAUCGUAAAGGCCGAGGAGGAGAGUGAUGACAUAGAUAGCGUCUUCGACGACACCUUUAUUGAGGCCCUAGUGCGAGAAUUAUCACCCAUCGGAGAUGUAAUAUUGUUGAGAUUCGUGGGGGAGACAGUUUGGGUGACUUUCCGCGAUGGUCAGUGUGCUCUCGCAGCAGCGCGCGAGGGACGAAUGACAGUCUGCGAUCUGCCUCUGAAAUUGAGUCUCAAGUCUCCGGACUGGGUCAAACUUAUAGAAAAGGAAAUCGAAAUCUGCAGCAACACUACCUUCUCGCAAAUCGACGAUAGUACGCCUUCAAGUCCGGUAGAAGGAUUCGAUCAUUUGGAAAUUGGAGAGAGUGCCAAUUCUGGAAGAGCAAGUCCUAGUGGAGCUCCACCUCCAAGACCCGCUCCUCCCGGUCGUCCCCAACCUCCAAGGAGCCCUCUUCAGGAACGUCGAGCAGGACCACGCGCAGGUGUCUUCAGCGUAAUGCCAAAUCAAUAUCCAGCGCCUUUGACGAGAAAUAAUUUUGAAUCGAAACCAAGCGAGGCAGAAAGACUGUCUCCGGAAUCCGCAAUUUAUGAGGAGAUUUCCGACGAGGCACCGAGUUACCCAAUACCAAAUAGACCUCCGCCGCCACUACCUCGUCCGGAAGGUUUCCAGGAGACUGUGAGCAGACCUCCGAGUUCGUUCCCACCACCCUUGCCACAAAGACAAGCGCCUGUACCUCCUCCCCAGCAUCCUCCACCCAGCUUGCCGCCUAAUAAUCCACCUCCAAUUCCGGCGAGGACCACCGGUGGGCCUCCGAUUCCAGCCAGAAAUCCUCAUUAAAUUAAUGAUUCUCUAACCAGUCUUAGCCAGCUGAAAUGAUAUAUUUUAAGUAAUUUAUGAAUUAAUGAAAACGAUUAGGCAUAAUUUAGGAAAUGUUCAAAUGCCUGGAAACUCUCAAGCAUUUACAAUCAAAAAGUCCUUGCACUCACCUUUUCUCUACAGAAUCCUUUCUCAAAACGAAAAAAAAAAAUUAUCUACUAUCGGCGAGAAAAUUCGAAUCCUGUGGCUUUGACGUUGAAAAAGUAAGUGAAAAGAAAAUCAUAGCUUUAUGAAAGAGGGAUCAUUUUAAAGGUGCAAAUGUCAUACGUUUAUGAGCCUAAAAGUAAUAUUAAAAAAAAAAUGUAGCUCACAGAUCUGAAAAUCUGAUGAAAAGUAAGGAUACUUGAUAGCUUUUAAAGACAGUGAUCUUUGAGGCAUAGUUUUAUAUUGAAAAAAUAUUAAACAAUUGUUCGUUUUGUGUAAAUAAAUAUACAACUAAACUAUCUUCGGUUCUAAUGAAGAUAAUGAAGUGAUUUAUAUUGGAGAUAUUUAGUUGAACUAUCUGCAAUAAUUUACAAUUUGAAAGAAGUAUGUGCUUCUUUUUGUCUUCGUGAAAAUUGUGAUUUUUGAAGUCAGUUUUUUAUAUGGGAAAGCAAGUGCCAGAAACCAGCGUGGCGCCGUUUUUUCCUCAGCAUGACCUACCCAAAUUGUGCUUCCGAGCCUCACUCUGGCCUUCCAACUUAUGUCCUGUGGAUCAUAUUUAUUUACAAAAAACGAACAAUUAUUUAUAUUUUGCAAUUUUUUCAAUGGCAAUCUGUCCAGAAAUGUUUAAAGUACCACAAUUACUUUUUUCAGAUUUUUCCUAUUUUUUCAAUAAAAAACGAUGAUCCAAAGUUCACUGUCUAUAAAAGCUAUCAGAUUCCCCUGCUUUUCAUCAGAUUUGUAAGCUACACACAUUUUUUCGGAAUAUUACUUUUCGGCUUAUUAACGUAUAGUAUUAGCACCUUCGAAAUGAACCCACUUUAAUUAAUCUAUCAUUUUUUCUUCACUUAUUUUCUCAACUUGAAAGCCAGAAGACUCGAAUUCCCUCGCCGAUAGUAGCCCUUUUUGAAACAAGUAAAAUUCAAAUUUAAGAAAAAAAUUUGUUGACAGCUUUUAAAUGAUUGUUUAGGAAGUAUUAUUUCUCAUUCUAGACUAAGUAAAAGUGCAUUGUAAAAGAAGUUGAUAAAUAGGUAACUUUCCGUUUUACGACUUUUCUUUAUUGUCAGUUAUUUUCGGAUGGUUUAUAAAUGUUUUAAAUAUUUAAAACAGAUGAUUGAGUGCUUUUUAAAAUAAGUAAAAAUGAAUUCUAUUUUUACCAGAUAUAUUUAUUUAACAUAAAAGCCUUUAGAAGGAAGAGUUAUUAUAAUUUUUAAUUUGGCUUCCAGAUCGAAUAAGGGAACAUACAUUUUUUCGACUCGAGCGGGAUGAGCUCUCUUUGUUGUGAAAAUUUGUUUAGAACAUUAAUUAUUGGAAAUUCAAUUACUGUAAGGAAUUUUCUUGAAUUCAGUAAAAACAUAUUAAAUGAAUUCUUAUUUUUGUCCUGUCAGGGUUCAUGUACGCUCCCGCCGAAAAUAAUUAUGUUCCCUUAUUUGAUCCGACAACUCAAUUUGCUUUUGAAUUACUUAUAAGUCAUCUGAAAUAUAAUUUUUGUAUAGAAACACUGAGUUUAAAAACUUUUAGAUUGCAGAUGGUUGAAGUUUAUCGUCAAACCUUUUUUCUGUCCGUUAAAAAUGUUUUUAUUUUUUAAUUUCAAAUGCAAAGGAGAAAAAAUGAAGAUAUUAAAAUAAUAAAAUACCUGAUCCAAAUAUUAUGGGCAUAUCUGAUUGAUGUCAGAUUUACAAACAGCAUUUUUUUUAUUUGUGCUUAUUAUUAGUCCUGUUAAUCAGGUCCGAGAACACAUCUGAAUAAGAUUUCUUCACUUCCAUGACUUGUUUUUACUUUAUUUUAUC
Molecule: messenger RNA, 5691 nt
Organism: Belonocnema kinseyi
Lineage: Eukaryota; Metazoa; Arthropoda; Insecta; Hymenoptera; Cynipidae
Gene: Synj
Product: synaptojanin-1
Exons: 8
Coding region: 260-3721 (1153 amino acids)
Biological process (GO): phosphatidylinositol dephosphorylation; synaptic vesicle endocytosis
Molecular function (GO): nucleic acid binding; phosphatidylinositol-4,5-bisphosphate 5-phosphatase activity
Source: RefSeq, a predicted model, not a curated record